This is a messenger RNA of Trichomycterus rosablanca, 700 nucleotides long. Its product is annotated as ras-related protein M-Ras-like. The coding region runs from base 1 to 624 and encodes 207 amino acids. Gene Ontology annotation, molecular function: GTPase activity; GTP binding; GDP binding. Gene Ontology annotation, cellular component: plasma membrane. Lineage: Eukaryota; Metazoa; Chordata; Actinopteri; Siluriformes; Trichomycteridae. The transcript has 5 exons. The record is from RefSeq and is a predicted model, not a curated record. Gene Ontology annotation, biological process: Ras protein signal transduction.
AUGGCGACGAGCGUCGUUCCGGGAGACAACCUACCCACUUAUAAGCUGGUGGUGGUGGGCGACGGCGGUGUGGGCAAGAGCGCCCUCACCAUCCAGUUCUUUCAGAAGAUCUUCGUGCCCGACUACGAUCCCACCAUCGAGGACUCGUACCUCAAGCAUACCGAGAUCGACAGCCAGUGGGCUAUUCUCGAUGUGCUGGACACGGCGGGUCAGGAGGAGUUCAGCGCCAUGAGAGAGCAGUACAUGAGGACCGGAGACGGUUUCCUCAUUGUGUUUUCGGUAACGGACAAGGCCAGCUUCGAGCACGUGGACCGAUUCCAUCAGCUCAUACUGAGAGUCAAAGACAGGGAGGCGUUCCCCAUGGUCCUCAUCGCUAAUAAAGUAGACCUGGUGCAUCUGCGCAAAAUCACAAGUGAACAGGGGAAGGAGAUGGCGAUGAAGCACAGCAUUGCGUAUAUUGAAACAAGUGCCAAGGAUCCACCUAUGAAUGUUGAUAAAGCAUUUCAUGAACUUGUCAGAGUGAUUCGCCAGCAGGUUCCAGAGAGGGCUCAGAGGAAGAAGAAAACCAAAUGGCGGGCAGACAGGCCGUCCGCGCCAGCCAGGCUUCACUGUGUCCUAUUUUGACUCUCUGCUUGAGCAGGUCAACCAGGCGAUGAUGGCUCGCACUGUUAAAACACAAAUGUACUCAAUUCUGUGUAAU